Molecule: messenger RNA, 1471 nt
Organism: Anguilla rostrata (American eel)
Lineage: Eukaryota; Metazoa; Chordata; Actinopteri; Anguilliformes; Anguillidae
Gene: rlig1
Product: RNA 5'-phosphate and 3'-OH ligase 1
Exons: 7
Coding region: 148-1125 (325 amino acids)
Biological process (GO): response to reactive oxygen species
Molecular function (GO): RNA ligase (ATP) activity
Source: RefSeq, a predicted model, not a curated record
UCAGUGGUCCGCGUUGUAGCUAAUCCCGGAAAAGGUGUUUGAAUUAGGGUGCGUUCACAUGUCUGUAUUCAUGCGAAGCACGAAAAUACAGAAACAUUAACGGUCGCUGUCCCAUAGACGUCAACACGGCUUAAAAUAGCUGACAUAAUGCGUCGUCUUGGUUCAGUGCAACAAAAGGUGCCUUGUGUGUUUCUGACGGAGGUGAAAGAGGAGCCAUCGAGAAAACGCGACUGUCAGCAAUUCCAGGUUGUGGCAACAGAAAACGUGAACCCUAGGGCACUCGAAUCAAAUAUUGACUGCGCCCUUGCCACAGAAAAGCUUGAUGGCACCUGCUGUUACGUGUCUUUAUUUAACGGAGAGCCAUAUCUCUGGGCUCGUUUAGAUAGGAAGCCCAACAAGCAAGCUGAUAAGAGGUUUAAAAGGUUUCAUCACUCUCGCAAAAACUGCAAAGAAUUUGUUUGGAAUGUGGAGGAAGACUUCAGGAAUGUUCCAGAUUCAUGGAUUCCAGCACAUGGCAUACAGCACCACAAUGGUCAGCCCGUGCCUGAUGAAAAUGGCCACAUUCCAGGUUGGGUUCCAGUGGAGAAGAACAACAAGCAGUACUGCUGGCAUUCAUCCGUGGUGAAUUACGAUGCUGGGAUAGCGCUAGUUCUGAGGCCCAGCUCAGAUGACAGUGAGCUGCUGGAAGUAGCCGCAGUCCCUCUCUCAGAUCUUCUCGAGCAAACGCUCGAACUCAUUGGAACAAAUAUCAACGCAAAUCCUUACGGGCUGGGCAGCAAAAAACGACCCGUCCAUGUUCUGGUGCCACACGGGAUACUCAGAAUCCGAAAUGCUCCAUCGGUGAAUUACCAGCAGUUGGCAGAGUGGUUUCAGGGCUGUACAGAGGGGAAAGUCGAGGGCAUUGUCUGGCACUGUAACGACGGGACACUUGUGAAGCUUCAUCGUCACCAUCUCGGCUUGAAAUGGCCUGACGGAGAAACGUUUUUAAACAAGAGGCCCGUCAUCAUCCGUGUCAACUGGGUGACAUACGAACUGGAUGUUGGAUCUGAAGACUUGUUCGCCUCUUUCUCAAACUUAAAUGGAUGCCGCUUUGACUGCAUCCAGGAUGUUCACUUUGAAAUAUGACCUUCUAAUCAUUCCUGCCUGUAUGCUCCCCCCAUCCCCCACACACACAGUAUUGGUAACCGUAUGUUUACAUAUGGCAUAAUAGCCAUUGGCAUCACAUGGUUUGCUCAUUCUGACAGUUGUGCAGCAUCAGUGUGCACGUUUUCUGUAAAUAACAAAGAACUUUAGGUUCGUUACAUGCAAGCUGAAGUUUAUUUUAACUAGUAAAAAAUCCAUAAUUAGAACAGCUUGCACAUGUUAAAUAUUUCCAAACAUCUAUUGUAUGGCAUGUUCUUCUGUACUUAAUGGUUGCAUUCCUCUGAGCCAAAUGAUCAUAGAAGUGCUUAUUAAAAAUGGUAAAUGUGUA